Linum trigynum is the source of this 648-nucleotide messenger RNA. Lineage: Eukaryota; Viridiplantae; Streptophyta; Magnoliopsida; Malpighiales; Linaceae. The record is from the annotation of a GenBank genome assembly.
AUGUACAAUUACACACAUGAGGAAUGGCUUGUAACACUAAAGACCCCAGAGUUCGAGAGACUUAUCUUCCCGUUCACUUUUGGUAAACUUGUCAUUGAAGAUGCUCAGAAGAAAGUGCCCAUGACCCAGGAGAGAGUUGAUGGGAUCAUUGGAACCACCAAGCGGGUUCCACUGUUCAGACGUGCAUCCUUUGACAAAUUAGAAUAUAUCUUUUUCCCUGUGCAUGCAAACCUACACUACCGGGUCUACGCUGCUGAUAUAAGGAGUAAGAAGACUUUCCUUCUGGACAACCAAAAACCCAGUCCCACAACAGCCAAGAUCGAUCAUGGUCCAAUGGGGAUAAAGAUAUUCGAGUGUGGGGCAGCUUUCCUAACAAAGCACAACAUCGAUGCUCCCUUGCACACGUGGGAAUUUGUUAUUGCGGAUGUUCCUCAACAAGAUGGAAACAACGACUACGGAGUGUUCGCAUGCAUGUUCAUGGAGCAUUGGGCGGGCCACAUUCCAUCGGAAUACAAGCAAACUUGGCACAAGCAAGAGCACGUGGAGCACCAACGAGCAUCUAUUGCAGCCAAUCUCCUUCUAUGGCAAUACAACCUCCAAAGGAAUGUCACACUUGAGGAGGCAAACGAGUGGGCAACACAUAAGUAG